AAGGGCAAAUGGACUUUGGAGUUAAGAUGCAGGGGGGUGAGCCCGUGUCAACCAUGAAAGUCUCGGAGAGCGAAGGAAAGCUGGAGGGCCUGGCCACAGCGGUGACCCCGAACAAGAACAGCAGCAACAGCAGCUGUGGGGGUGGCCUUAGCAGCAGCAGCAGCAGCAGCAGCCGCGGAGGCAGCGCGAAAGGCUGGCAGUACAGUGAUCACAUGGAAAAUGUAUACGGCUACUUAAUGAAGUACACCAACCUUGUCACUGGGUGGCAAUACAGGUUUUUUGUUUUAAACAAUGAAGCUGGUUUAUUGGAAUACUUUGUGACUGAACAGUCUAGAAAUCAAAAACCCAGAGGGACCUUGCAAUUGGCAGGAGCUGUCAUAUCACCCAGUGAUGAGGAUUCGCAUACUUUCACUGUAAAUGCUGCCAGUGGGGAACAGUAUAAACUCAGAGCCACCGAUGCUAAAGAGCGACAACAUUGGGUUAGCCGACUUCAGAUAUGUACACAACAUCACACCGAAGCUAUUGGAAAGAAUAAUCCUCCUCUGAAAUCACGGAGCUUCUCACUUGCACCUGGUGGUAAUUCUCCUAUAUCCCAGAGGAGACCAAGUCAAAAUGCCAUUACUUUUUUUAAUGUUGGACAUUCCAAACUACAAUCAGUGAGCAAAAGAGCUCAUUUACCUCCAGAUCAUCUUGUGGAAGUCAGAGAGAUGAUGUCUCAUGCUGAAGGACAACAAAGAGACUUAAUUAGACGAAUUGAAUGCCUUCCUGCUUCUGGCCAUCUUAGUUCUUUGGACCAGGAUCUCUUAAUGCUCAAAGCUACUUCCAUGGCAACUAUGAACUGCUUACAUGACUGCUUUCAUAUUCUACAAUUGCAGCACGCAUCACAUGAGAAGGGUUCAUUGCCUUCAGGAACGACAAUCGAAUGGUUAGAACCAAAGAUACCUUUAUCAAAUCACUAUAAAAAUGGAGCUGGCCAGCCUUUUGCAACUGAGCAGAGUAAACCAGUGGCAGUCCCAGAAGACCAGUGUGCUGCAGAAUCUGGACUAUUAACAAGGGAACCUGAAGAAAUAAAUGCAGAUGAUGAGGUGGAGGAUACUUGUGACAAUAAGGAGGAUGACCUGGGAGCUGUGGAAGAGCAACGCAGUGUUAUCCUCCAUCUCUUGUCACAGCUCAAGCUGGGCAUGGAUUUAACAAGAGUGGUGCUUCCUACAUUUAUCCUAGAGAAGCGUUCCUUGCUGGAAAUGUAUGCAGACUUUAUGUCUCAUCCAGACCUGUUUAUAGCCAUCACUAAUGGAGCCACAGCUGAGGACAGAAUGAUUCGUUUUGUUGAGUACUACCUUACCUCAUUUCACGAAGGCCGCAAGGGAGCCAUUGCUAAGAAGCCGUACAAUCCUAUCAUUGGAGAAACAUUUCACUGUUCCUGGAGGGUGCCAAAAAGUGAUGCAGCAUCCAGUGUUACUAGCAACUCUUCCAUCCAGGCAGUCACAAAUCAUGCUCCUCUAUCAGAGGAGGCUUUGAGCCAGGUGGGACCAGACUGUUACACAGUCAGAUUUGUUGCUGAACAGGUUUCCCAUCAUCCUCCAGUCUCAGGAUUUUAUGCAGAAUGUGCAGAGAAGAAGAUGUGUGUAAAUGCGCAUGUCUGGACUAAGAGCAAAUUUUUAGGCAUGUCGAUAGGCGUGACAAUGGUUGGGGAAGGUAUCCUCAGUCUGUUGGAGCAUGGAGAAGAGUAUACAUUUUCUCUACCUUGUGCAUAUGCCCGGUCAAUUUUAACUGUUCCUUGGGUGGAACUGGGUGGCAAAGUCAGUGUCAACUGUGCAAAAACUGGGUAUUCGGCCAGCAUCACUUUUCAUACUAAGCCAUUUUAUGGUGGCAAACUUCACCGGGUUACAGGUGAAGUAAAGCACAACAUCACCAACACUGUGGUAUGCAAAGUGCAGGGGGAAUGGAAUAGUGUUCUUGAGUUCACUUACAGCAAUGGAGAGACAAAGAAUGUGGACUUGACUAAAUUGGCAGUGACAAAGAAAAGAGUAAGACCUCUGGAGAAGCAGGACCCAUUUGAAUCCAGGUAUGUCAUCCAUGCGUCCAUCCAGCAAAGAAGAAAUGGUUCUUUAAUUUAUUCUUCUACUUGUUUUCAGGGAGAUGGCUGGGUUUAUCACAAACCCCUUUGGAAAAUAAUACCAACAACACAACCAGCAGAGUGACACACACUAAGACUCGACCAAAUGAAAUCCUUCUCUGUUUACCCUAACCCUCCCAGAAUGGAGUUGUUGCACUGAGUGACCUGCUUCCUGAUUGCAGACUGAAACUAGCUAAACAUGAAUGUACCUAUUAGGGCACCACAGGACUGCAGCGAGACCAAAGUGUUGAAGAAGCACUAUGGACCUCUCACCGACCUGUUCAUGUGAUGUGAGCAAUAUCAUCUUAAAACCUUUCACCUGACUUGUUAGAUGAUUAAUCUUUUAUCCAGUUCCUGCUCCUAAAGCUCAAUUUGAAUCCCCUAUUUUUGCAUCGGGGCAGCAGAUACCAGUGAGAACUCAAUGAUUUUGAUUUCUUUAUAGUGAAAAGUGAAGUCUGUUUCAGAGUCUGUGCUUUGCUUUCUGUCAGUAACUGAAGUAUUCACUACUCUUAUAAACAAACCAAGAGGAGGAGGAACACGACCCAGAAGUGGAUUCAGCCAUUGUGCCUGAAAUCAGUGUUAAAAAAAAAUCAACCAGGUUGUAGUGACAAGGCAUUCUAUCCCCUCAAAGAGACUGUGCCUGUGUCUGAGGAUCUUAUCCAUUAUCCACCUCUGUUGGAACUCUCUUUUAAAAAGCAUAUUUAUAAAUUGAUUCGAAUUAUAACCAUGGAGAAUUUUUUCUUCUGAGCAUUUUAAUAUACUUGAAAACAACAUUGACUUGAAAAAUUUAAGAACAUUUUUCAGUACCUAGUUUUAUUAAAUACUACACUUGAGAGACAAUUUUUUAAAAUGUGUUCAUGUCAAUAUGAUGAGAUUUUGGCCUUUCUCAAGAAGUGAGGCAUUAAAGAACAUAGCAAAUAUUAAAAAAUAAAACUGUUACCUUUUUCCUUACCGUUUUUUCACUUGUAGGUUAAUAUCCAGUAUUAUGUAUUAUCCCUCUGGAUAAGUAUGCUUGUCUUACCUCUGUUCACUCAAAAUUUAAAACAACUUCAUAUUUGUCAGUAAUUCAGAAGUUAUAUAUGACAGAGAGUGUGUACAGUAUGGUUUUAUUUUCUUUUCAAGGAAACGCAAAUACUGAAGAAAGAGUAGGAGAUAAAAAGAUACCAGGAAGUUGUAUUCAGGUACAAAUCUUUUUAAAAUUAGUAUUUUAUUUAGGUUGAAGAACUUCUGGCAACUAAAAGAAUAGUGCUAAUUAUGGCUUUCAUCAUUCAUUCAAGUAUUUAUUGAGUACCUACUUCUGGUGCUCAACACUUGUUACUGCAAGCUACCUUAAUUUUCCAAGAGUGGUGCCUUAUUCUGUUUCUUCUGAUGUGGUCUUCCAAUCAGUGUGUAUAACAUACCUGUUAUUCAUCAGCCAUUGCAGGUGGCUAUAUCGGUUAUAUCAUCAUAAGAAAUUUAAGCUUUGUGUUCUGAUAAUUGUGUUUUAUUGAAGGGGUUAAUAGGACGAAAACAGCAAAACAAUUUCUGCAACAAAUUGUAAAUUAUAAGAAAAUAAUUGGUUUAUGUACAACCAUUUUAAUGAUUCUGUUGUUCGUUUUUGCUGUGAAAUGCACUGAAAAAAUAUCAAAGUGAGUUAUAGUUCAUGUGUUGGGAAGAUUGAAAAAUAAUAAAACUAGAGGACAAUGA
Messenger RNA from Hipposideros armiger (great roundleaf bat), 3802 nucleotides. It is a transcript of the gene OSBPL11, whose product is annotated as oxysterol binding protein like 11. The record is from RefSeq and is a predicted model, not a curated record. Gene Ontology annotation, cellular component: Golgi apparatus; membrane; cytosol. NCBI's taxonomy places the organism in Eukaryota, Metazoa, Chordata, Mammalia, Chiroptera, Hipposideridae. The coding region runs from base 9 to 2201 and encodes 730 amino acids. Gene Ontology annotation, molecular function: sterol binding. The transcript is spliced from 12 exons.